AUGAAGCAAGAAUGUGGACCUCAUGGGAAAUUCGAGUACUGCAUCGACGGCAUCCCCGGCUGCGUCGUCGGCUGCCACUGCCACCCGGGAUAUUACUUCGAUACAGAUACCAAAAUAUGUGAACUAAAUGUAAAAUUGACACAAGACUUCCGACGCCAUUAUGCACCUGAACCCUCGCGUCUAUACGAACCUCCUGCAAUUAUUCAUGGUACAGACGUCACAGUGUCAACGCUAUCACCUACAAACAACAAUGCUGAUAAGAUUGAUGAAAUUCCCAAAGAUACAGAUGAACUCGGUGAUUGGCUGUACAAUCAAUUCUUCAAAACAAUUGAGAGUCAAGUUAUUAAUAAGUCGAAUAACACAAAGCCGGAAACUAAGGAAAAAGCACCAACGCGCAGAAGUGGAGGUAAUAAUGCCCCAGCUAUUAAAUCCAGGAGAAAAGCUCGUAAGUCUAUGCGAAGCAGCAGGAGGAAAAAACACAUGAAAGGACAUGGUCUCAGGCGGAAACUGUUGCGCAUUACUGAAGACGACAGCUUGUUUGAUUCCGACUCUGACUCUGAUUCAAGCGGCAGUUCCAGUGGUAGCGAGGACGAUAGUGAAAGCUCGUCUGGUUCCGCUGAAUCGAAGGAAAGCGAGGGAAACGGAAAAAAGCCUCCCAACGAUAAAGAUGACAAAGACCAUGGACACAAAAAAGUGAUAAUAUUUAACAGAAGACCAAAGCCACCGUUGCCAUCGUUCAUAUUCUUGCCGAGCAUGGACACGCCGUUCUACCCGCCGAUAGGCCUGCCGCCGCCGCCGCCGAUGCCCAUGUACCCCAUGGUACCAGUGCCCCCAAUGUUCCCUCCAUUCCCAGGUUCGUGA
This is a messenger RNA of Helicoverpa zea (corn earworm), 861 nucleotides long. Its product is annotated as wiskott-Aldrich syndrome protein family member 2-like. The record is from RefSeq and is a predicted model, not a curated record. Lineage: Eukaryota; Metazoa; Arthropoda; Insecta; Lepidoptera; Noctuidae. The transcript has 3 exons. Bases 1 to 861 code for a protein of 286 amino acids.